Cucurbita pepo subsp. pepo (vegetable marrow) is the source of this 1102-nucleotide messenger RNA. The record is from RefSeq and is a predicted model, not a curated record. NCBI's taxonomy places the organism in Eukaryota, Viridiplantae, Streptophyta, Magnoliopsida, Cucurbitales, Cucurbitaceae.
UUUUCCUUUUGAUUCCCUUAAUAAUUUAGUACUCUUUUAGCAUCUACAAAAUGAAUUUUGAGGGGAAUUUUUUUGAAUAAUGGAAAGUUGUUGAGAGAAAUGUCAAAAGUGCCCCUGGUUUACAUUGAUGGGAUAUUUUCCCCUGGGAGAGAAACAGUCUUUUUGCACAGUAAAAAGUCAUUCUUUCUAUUCUCAUAACAUCCGCAGAACAAGGAGAGCAGCCCAGCAAAGCGACAACUCCUAACUCCAAAUUCAUUUUUAUUAUUAAACUCUUUUUUUUUUUAUUUUUUCCCCUCAGCCAAACACGGUUCAUCUCCGACAUAUAUUUGUCCAAAUCCGAAACAUUGCAUUCUAGGAUUACGAACCAGCCCUCUUCUCAAUCUGAUGAAUCCAAUUCGGAACUCUUUAGUUUCCACUGAACCCAUCUUCCUUUAUUCUCUUCUGUGGCUAAUUUUCAUGGCUUUUUGAGUUUCUGAUUCAGGGGUUUCUUAAAAAUGGCGGCUUUGGAGACAGCCGGAGUUGAUUUGGAGGAAGGAGGUCGUGGUGGUCACGGCGGACGGCGGGCGGAGGCGGGUGAAGUGAAGGUGCAUUCAGAGAGGGAUUGUAGGAUUUGCCAUUUGGGGUUGGAGAGCAACAGUAGUGAGUGUGGAACUGCAAUUGAAUUGGGCUGUUCUUGUAAGAAUGAUUUGGCUGCUGCCCACAAGCAUUGUGCUGAAGCUUGGUUCAAAAUCAGAGGAAACAAGACGUGUGAGAUAUGUCAUUCUAUUGUACAAAAUGUAGGAGGAGUACAUGAACUCGAACAAAUGGAGCAACUCCACGAGUUAAACAAUGGGACGCUAUCGACAACCACGGUUGCAGCAUCGGUGGCUGCUCCCGAUGGUGGUCGGAGGUUUUGGCAGGUUCAUCGAGUACUGAAUUUUCUUCUUGCUUGUAUUGUAUUUGCUUUUGUCAUAUCUUGGUUGUUCCAUUUCAAUAUGCGGUCAUAAAACGGUUGUGUACAGAGGACGGAGGUGAAGUAUGUAAAAAGAAAAACGGAGCAACUCGACCUAAAUAACGGUUUCUUGCUCUACCAACUGAGCGAUACCGGUCAUUUCAUUUCCUA